UUGGACAAGAAUUAGAGAUAUGGCUUUACUUGCUGUUGGGGCUAGUAGUUUUACUGCUGAUUUUAGAUUUCAAGUAUCCAAACCUCGUGACAAAUAUUCGGAUUGGGUGCUGAUUUUGAGAAGAACUGAGUUUGUACUUUAUUUUUUUGUUUGUAACCCCUCCCCUCCCUCCAUUUUGUGGACCUGA
Molecule: messenger RNA, 187 nt
Organism: Meloidogyne enterolobii
Lineage: Eukaryota; Metazoa; Nematoda; Chromadorea; Rhabditida; Meloidogynidae
Source: the annotation of a GenBank genome assembly